Molecule: messenger RNA, 1346 nt
Organism: Periconia digitata
Lineage: Eukaryota; Fungi; Ascomycota; Dothideomycetes; Pleosporales; Periconiaceae
Source: the annotation of a GenBank genome assembly
UUUCAAUGUCAUUAACACCGGUCGCUAUUCGAGCUACAAGGACAGUUUUUCGGCGCCAAACAUGCCCAGCUUGCAAACUUCGACUUUUACCCCCUGGCCGAGGAUAUGCAGCCAGACCAAAACCGAAAUUCAGAAUCACUAGAGAUCAGCAGGAGGCCAUGAGUCCUGCAGAGCUUCGAUUGUAUGUUGAUGAGCGUCAACGAAAGGAGCAUUUCAUUCAGAUGGUUCAGAGCAAGGCCAUUGAUAUAAGUGCUCGUGUCUCCAAUCAAAUAAUAAAAGAUUUCCUUGAGGCCAGAGAGAACCAAGUCGAUUCAGCCACCAACGUACAAGAUCUUGCGGAAAAACACAGACUCAACGUUGCAGAUAUCAGCGCACUAGCUAUGACGCUUCUCUUGAUACCUAUCAUCAAAGACCCUUCAGGGCGUCUCCCUCCAGAACAAAAUCGACCAAUAGCUAAGGACCUCCUCGUGGCGUGCAGUGCUGCUAAAGAUACGUUUGCGACCCUACAAAUUCUCAGCGCAUCAUAUCUCAGUAAUGAGUAUGGUCUUUCUAAAGCCGAGGAACUCGCUCGAAUCUGUUCCGUGACCGAUUUCAUUCAGUGCAGGAUGACCCUGGACCAAUUAGCACAAGAGGGAGACGGGAAUUGUCUGGCUAUGCAAGGAUUGCUACUAGAAGAGCAAGGACGUAAAGGUGAAGCAAAGUAUUCCUACCGGAAAGCUCUGGAGGUGUUCAAUUUCACAAUUCACAAAAAUUGGCCUCAUCCCGGAGGCUUGCCCUGGAUACCCCCGUGGAGAUCCCUCGCCAACUUAUUGCUAUCCGAACCCGAUCCAACCGAAGAAGCACGCAAAGAGGCUCGAGCGGCCCUGGAGAAAGGUGCUACCAAAGGUGACGACCCGCUUGCGUACUGGCAACUCGCUUCUUUUGAAGUUGGCCCAACACCCUUCUGGCUGAGAUGCAUGAGCAAGGCCGCUGCAUCGGGUCAUAUUGAGGCGGCCUAUAAUCUUGGUCGCUAUUACCUCGAUGCCUCACAACAACCAGAUUUCAUCCCGCAAAACAAGGGCAUCAUGGCAAUGUUAAACUUCGCAACCACUUGGAAAGAUGAUAGUCUGGAGCGUCUCGCACGUGAGUGGUUAUCGAUAGCAGCUCAAGCUGGACACAAACCCGCCAUGUCAGAGCUUGCCGAGUUGCACGCUGAGGAUGGUGAUGAGGAGCUCGCAAGGGAGUAUCUGCAUCGUGUCAUGGAACCACCACCGGCAGGGAAGACGGAAGAGUGGCCACAGCUUGUCAUAAAUGCUAGGUCGAGAAUGGCAGACUUAAAGAAUCGUUCCCGCAAAUCGGCCGUAUAG